AUGAGCGACGUUCAUGCGUCCGACUUCACAGAAGGCCAACAGGCUCGCAAGUGGUGGAGCGACGCUGGCGACUUGAGUCUAUUGACUCAAGUUAACAUCGACCUGCCCUUCAAGCAAGCGAAGAACGCGAUGAAAGCAAGUGGCUUGGACGGCAAGAAGGCUUCCAGCCGCUUCUACCAGUUGAUACGAGUACACAAGAAGUUUCAAGAAAGCUCAAAGUACCUCUCCGGCGUUGAACAAGACGAGACAGGCAAGAUCAUCCUUCUGGAUGAGCUUGUCCAGCUCUUCGAUGAAGCCUGCGUCCAGCGCCAAGCAGAGCGAACAUCCUCGGCUGCCAAGGCAGCAGAAAAGGAGGCGGCUGCAGGAUUUGUGCGGGACCAAUGUUGCGUGGACGUCGCCAUUUUUGAGACUCAAGCACGUGAAAUCGCCCUUGAGCAGGAACGCCUCGAGUUCAAGAAGUACAAGUUCGAAAUGGAGCUCAAAGAACGAGAAAUGGAGCUCAAAGAACGAGAAAUGGAUAGACUUGAGCGAAUUCAGCAACGUGAGGACGACAGAAAACGAAAUGACGACAUGAUGCAACUCAUUUGUUUAACCGCUAAUUAA
Aphanomyces invadans is the source of this 603-nucleotide messenger RNA. RefSeq lists its product as hypothetical. The coding region runs from base 1 to 603 and encodes 200 amino acids. The transcript is spliced from 3 exons. NCBI's taxonomy places the organism in Eukaryota, Oomycota, Saprolegniomycetes, Saprolegniales, Verrucalvaceae. The record is from RefSeq and is a predicted model, not a curated record.